UUUGAAAGGUUUUGUGUUACCUGUUUCACAGUGAAAAUAGGCUUUUAUGUCUUUUUUGGGACCCGGUCACGUGGAAAUAUGACUACAGUACUUCAGCCCUCUACAGGCCUCUAUACCCUGUUGCUAGGUCAGGGGUUUACACAAUGGGUCUAACAGAUUCUUUGGAUUAGGUCAGGUAUAAAAGUAAGGGUUACCACAGACAGGACAUCAGUGCAGCAGUAGCAGCAGCAACAGCAGCAACUCAGUGACCAACAAUGACCACCACCGGCAUGAACAUGGGAAGAGCCACCUUCUACGAGGACAGAAACUUCCAGGGCCGCUCUUAUGAGUGCAGCUCCGACUGCCCUGACAUUUCCUCCUACAUGAGCAGGUGCCAAUCCUGCAGGGUCCAGAGUGGAUGCUUCAUGGUGUACGAGCGCCCCAACUACAUGGGAAACCAGUACUUCAUGAAGAGGGGAGAGUACUCUGACUACCAGAGUAUGAUGGGAAUGAGCGAUGGUAUCAGGUCCUGCCGCAUGAUCCCCAUGCACCGUGGAAACUACAGGAUGAGGAUCUACGAGAGGGAGAACUUCGGAGGUCAGAUGCACGAGAUGAUGGACGACUGUGACUCCAUCCAGGAGCGUUACCGUAUGUCAGACUGCCAGUCCUGCAACGUGAUGGACGGCCACUGGCUGAUGUACGAGCAGCCCCACUUCAGAGGCAGGCAGAUGUACAUGAGGCCUGGAGAGUACAGGAGCUUCAGAGAUAUGGGCAUGAGUGGCAUGAAGUUUAUGAGCAUAAGGCGUAUCACUGAUAUGUGUUAGAUAUCUCAUAUUGACCAAAUAAAAGUGAUUAGUAAUCUGAAA
Messenger RNA from Salmo salar (Atlantic salmon), 845 nucleotides. Its product is annotated as gamma-crystallin M3. NCBI's taxonomy places the organism in Eukaryota, Metazoa, Chordata, Actinopteri, Salmoniformes, Salmonidae. The record is from RefSeq and is a predicted model, not a curated record. Gene Ontology annotation, biological process: visual perception; lens development in camera-type eye. Gene Ontology annotation, molecular function: structural constituent of eye lens.